This is a messenger RNA of Rhipicephalus microplus (southern cattle tick), 1466 nucleotides long. RefSeq names its product toll-like receptor 2. The record is from RefSeq and is a predicted model, not a curated record. Lineage: Eukaryota; Metazoa; Arthropoda; Arachnida; Ixodida; Ixodidae. Gene Ontology annotation, cellular component: plasma membrane. Gene Ontology annotation, molecular function: protein binding.
UUAUUGCAACAGAGGACCAGAAGCCUUCUCGCUUAACCCCGGCCACCCUCUUCUCGUCACUUAAUAGGCUCCGAAUGCUGGUGUCGAUCACGGCGGCGCGGGGAAGACGCUCACACCUGGCUGGCGGCCUCUCUCUCUCGACCUGACACCAAAGACGACCGACCGAGGACGACUGCGGCGAAACGCGAACGUCCGCAGGGAGGACCCGAUCGACUGUGCACCUUACGCCUGGAAGACGCCCGAGAAGACACCGUCGAUAGACCGAAGCACCAGCGCCAAUACGCAUCGGUGGAACACUCAUGGAGACGAGGAUCGUUAGUGCCGUCGUCUGCUGCAUUGUAGCGUCCGGCGCCUCGCUUGGAGUCCUGUGCGACGAGCCCAAGUGCGAAGACACGACGCGCCGACACGCCAUCGUGGCCGAGUACACGUGCUCCGGCUUCACCAGCCCGGAUGACUUCGCGAAGCACUUCAACAAAUCCACAGGGUCCAGCAACGAUCUAUGGUUCGUACUCAAGGACAGCAAGUUGGAUUACAUUCCCGCAGGAUUCUUGGGAGAACACCAGGCAUCAAUGCUGGAAUUCAACAACGUCACCCUCGGGUCGUUCCUGGAGCCCGACUCGAACCGCAGCCUGUUCUCCGGCCUGGAGCCGUCUCUAAAGCGGGUCACCUUUACGCUGGGCAGCACCCUGCCUAGCACGUGGGCCACUCUGCGCCCUCUGAGGAGGCUCGAGGAGCUGGUUUUCUUCGAAAUGACGGCCCUCAACCUGACGCGCGACUUCAACGAGCUGCCAGCCGGCUUGCGCAAGGUGGUUAUAAUUCGCACGGGAAUAGGCAACGUGGACGAAGACUGGAUGUCUUCGCUGCUGAACCUGGAGAACUUGCGAAUCCAGAGCAGCACGUUGGAUAGGUUCGCCAGGAGCAUGCUGCCCAGGCCCGCGCCUAGACUGCGCAAGCUCACCAUCGGGGACAGCUCUCUGACGUCACUGCCGGAGGAUUUCGGCACCGACUUUCCCGUCCUGAAGCAAGUAAACCUCCGUCAGAAUCUGAUAAGCAGCUUCAGCGAGCAGAGCCUGGCACCUCUGAAAAAUAGCAAUGUCACUGUUGUGCUGUCCGGGAAUCCGGUGCACUGCGACUGCAAGGUGUCGUUUCUGCUCGGCUACCCCGAUUCGUGGGCGUAUCCGGAGUGUGGCUCACCAGAGCCACUCAACGGUGUUCCCCUCAAGGAUUUAACGCCAGAGAAACUAGGGUGCACAGAAGAAAAGCUUUCCUAAGAGAUUCAACUGAACCGAACACCCACUUCACAGAUGACAAUAUUAAAGACGGUUUCGUGCGGCAUACCUUUGCUAGCGUGUUUUGAAAAGCGGACGAAAUAAUUAUUUAUUUAAAUAACAUUUAUAAUUUUUGGGUUAAUUGGUCAAAUCAAGGUGUAUGACUGAGUGUAAAUGAUUAUGCACGUGCGACUCCAA